Messenger RNA from Prunus armeniaca (apricot), 282 nucleotides. NCBI's taxonomy places the organism in Eukaryota, Viridiplantae, Streptophyta, Magnoliopsida, Rosales, Rosaceae. The record is from the annotation of a GenBank genome assembly.
AUGCCGGAUUCUGCCUGGGGAGAGGAACAACAGGUGAAGCCUAAGACACCGGUGUGGUGCCGGCUAAAGCGAUCGACGCGUGCCCUAAUAGGUUCUGGCGAGAGUUCCAACGGGAUCUAUCAGAAUCGAUCGAAUGUGUUAACUGGUCGCUCGACAUCGUCUGCCGGAGAUUGGUGUCUUUUGUCAGUUUGUAGGCACUCCAUCGAUUUGACCAGUAUGAACCGGUGGAGCAUGCUGAUCGAAGUUUCGGCAUGGCUCACAGAGUUUGUCCGGGCUGUGUAG